CGACUUUCCCCAUUCUUUACCCCCCUUCUCAAAUCCCCAAAUCCCAGCAAAACCCUAAAAAGGAAACACCCGAAGAUCCAAUUUUUUAUCGAUCGGGGUUUCCAAAUUCUCGUCAAAUUAGGGUUAAUUUGUUCUGGAAAUGAGGGAUGUUUUCGUGGCUGACAAGGAUAGCGUCGGCGUGCUGGGGCCCGGUCCGGAGGUACGCGCGUAUGAACAAGGAUGAAGAGGACGAGGACGAUGCCUUGCUUUGGUCACGUGAUUUGGGGAGGCACUCUGCCGGUGAGUUCUCGUUCGCCGUCGUUCAGGCGAAUGAGGGCCUUGAGGAUCAUAGCCAGGUCGAGACGGGGCCCGCGGCGACGUUCGUCGGGGUUUAUGAUGGGCACGGGGGGGCCGAUGCGUCGAAGUUUAUCCGGGAUCACCUCUUUGCUCACCUUAUCAGACUAGCUCGUGAAAGUGGAACAAUAUCUGAGGAUGUUGUUAGAAAUGCAUUUUCUGCAACUGAAGAUGGGUUUCUGACUCUCGUCCGGAGGUCACGGCAAAUUAAACCUUUAAUUGCUGCGAUGGGAUCUUGUUGUUUAGUGGGAGUAAUCUGGAGAGGGACAUUAUAUGUUGCUAACUUGGGUGAUUCGCGAGCUGUACUUGGUUGCUUAGGUAGGUCAAAUAACAUCAUUGCUGAGCAAUUGACAAGAGAUCAUAAUGCAAGCAUGGAAGAUGUGAGGCAAGAACUUAGGUCCCUUCAUCCUGAUGAUUCACAUAUUGUGGUUAUGAAGCAUGGAGUGUGGAGAAUCAAAGGAAUUAUCCAGGUUUCAAGGUCCAUCGGGGAUGCAUACUUAAAGAGACCGGAGUUUACUAUAGACCCAUCAGUCCCACGUUUUCGGCUUUCUGAACCUCUUCGUCGACCUGUUCUGUCAGCUGAACCGGCCAUAUACACUAGAGUUUUACGCCCACAAGACAAGUUCUUAAUAUUCGCAUCAGAUGGACUGUGGGAGCACCUGACAAAUCAAGAAGCUGCUGAGAUUGUGUUUAACUACCCAAGAGCUGGAAUAGCAAGGAGACUGGUCAGAGCAGCUUUACAUGAAGCAGCACGAAAGAGAGAAAUGAGGUAUGCAGACCUUAAGAAGGUUGACAAGGGAAUCCGCCGCUUCUUUCAUGAUGACAUUACAGUUGUGGUCGUCUUUAUAGACCACGAGAUGCUGCAAGGGCCGAAUUUAUCCGUACCUGAUUUAUCUGUGAGAGGGUUCGUUGAUGCCUCUGGCCCCUCAAACUUUUCUUCGUGGGAUGGGAUCAAUGCCAGUGCGAGCAGAAUCAUUUGAUGCUUAGGAGGAUCCUUUAUAGGUUUACCCAAGCGUACCAAUAGCCCUGACUCUCUGGAAUUUAC
Molecule: messenger RNA, 1378 nt
Organism: Asparagus officinalis (garden asparagus)
Lineage: Eukaryota; Viridiplantae; Streptophyta; Magnoliopsida; Asparagales; Asparagaceae
Product: probable protein phosphatase 2C 25
Exons: 4
Coding region: 147-1313 (388 amino acids)
Biological process (GO): protein dephosphorylation
Molecular function (GO): cation binding; protein serine/threonine phosphatase activity
Source: RefSeq, a predicted model, not a curated record